This is a messenger RNA of Iphiclides podalirius (scarce swallowtail), 1041 nucleotides long. The record is from the annotation of a GenBank genome assembly. NCBI's taxonomy places the organism in Eukaryota, Metazoa, Arthropoda, Insecta, Lepidoptera, Papilionidae.
AUGCCGACGAAAAAACUGGCUAACGUUUACUCUGAUACGUUUAUAAUGAUACAAACUGCGCGGUCGGACAAAGGAGAGGCGUCGUAUGAGAACGGGCGGCGUGCCACCGCGGCAAAUCUAAUUGACACGGGUCGUUUACCGAGUGACAAUUGGAGCUGCCGGCUAUGGCACAUACAGACUCCUUGGCGUACAGCGCGCCGGACUCCGGCGCGGAACAAAGGGCGCGCCGUGAACCGCGACCGUCUCGCCUCGCUACCCGGGCCCCGUGCGCCGACGCACACGCGCGAUAUAUACUGGCCGCGCGGCUACACCACGGGCGGUCCGCGGGAGGCGGGCGCGUACUACCCCGAGGCGGGCGGCGCCACAUCCGCGCCGGGCGCUUCGCCCCUGGAGGAGUACUACCCGCCGGAGUACCCGUCCGGCGCGCCCGCCGCGCCGCCGCAGCCCUACCUCGACGACUACUACCACCACGCGCACGCCCACGCGCAACCGCUGCUCACGCACGAGCACAAGUACCAGCCUCACACCUACACAAAGCCCUACCCGAGAAGCACCGGGGGACGGUACGGCGGCGAGGUGUACGGCGAGGGCUACGCGACGGAGUACGGGGGCGCCUGCGACUGGAGCGAAUGGCCGGCGGAGCAGCACGCGCUUAUACCGCAGGACAAGCUGCCUUACCCGGCGUCCGGGCCCUGCUUCACUGGUUCAGGCCCAAUCCAACUGUGGCAGUUCCUGCUGGAGUUGCUCACGGACAAGAGCUGCCAAGGGUUCAUCUCCUGGACCGGAGACGGCUGGGAGUUCAAGCUGACUGACCCUGAUGAGGUGGCCAGACGUUGGGGCAUCCGCAAGAACAAACCCAAGAUGAACUACGAGAAGCUGUCGCGAGGCCUCCGCUACUACUACGACAAGAAUAUCAUCCACAAGACUGCGGGCAAGCGUUACGUGUACCGCUUCGUGUGCGAUCUGCAGAGUCUGCUCGGGAUAUCGCCGGAGCAGCUGCACGCGAUGUACGAACCCAAGAUGGAAAAGAAGGACGACGAU